UGGCUUGUGUCGCACCAAAGGAAGCAGCACAGCAACUGCGCUCUGCUCACAAAAGACAUAUUUUGGUGGGGCAAACAUCCGCUCUUUGCUUCACUCAAUCACUUCUCCGCCAACGGUCACAUCGCGACCAAAGGGCGGGCAGGCUGUGCAAGUGCAUAUACAGUUGUGGCCAUGCUCAACACUCAAUCUCAAAAAGCUACCCCUAUCGAGGAAUAAUCUUUGACAGACUUUGAUGUCUGAUGGCACAAGUCAAUUGUUGUCGUUCUGCUACUUAAUCGCGCGCGGCGCGCACCCACAGACCCAAGUCCGUCAACCAUCCCAACCAAGUACAGCAACCAACCGCAAUCGCGAAGCCAUGGUCAUACCGCUAGGGCGGCUUUGGCGGGGCUGAAGACGGCUCGCUGGCCGUUGGGUUAUGUUAGGUACACUUUUGCCUAGGAAUAUUCCGCUGGGUCGCGUCCAACCAAGGGAGCGUGAUCCGCUUCACCGUUGGCGACUUUUCAACAGCCAACACCCACACCAGAUUUGAUCGUGCAUAGUAGCUCGAGGCCAUAUUCUCUUGAAUCGAGAUACAGUCCGGAGCCCACAUUGCCAUCAACCGGGUCCGUCUUGGUCCAUCCGGUUGGUUCCCAAGAUCUUCAAAAACCGAACUGCAACCGGUUACGUUACGAUUGACGCACAAACAGGCCGCCAAAAACAACACACCAGAUUGGUGUACCUUUGACAGCAAUGCGGCGGUCCAACUCGUCCAAUAUUGGCCGACUGCUCCUCAACGGCAAAUACUCGGACCUGCUGCUUAGAUGCAACGGCAUUGAGCUGAGAGCCCAUCGCGCCAUCGUCUGCACUCAAUCGGCAUGGUUCGACCGAGCCUGCAGCGGCGCAUUUCAGGACGAGUAUGAGCGCAUCAUCGACUUCCCCGAUGAGCGACCCGAAAUUCUGUACAAGGUCCUAGAGUUCCUGUACACGGAAGACGUCAAAGACGUCGACUUUUUCGACAAUGGCCAGAUCAUCACCCGAGGUCCCUCCAACUCAUCCACCUCUUCAUCUUCCAACCGUUCCAUCGCCGGCGGCGGCGGCGGUCUAGGUUUCCAGCUGGCCAUUGCUGGCCUCCCGCCGGACGAGCACGAUCAUUCGUACUCGCCCCAGUACCAUAACAACCAGCCCCUCCGCCGCCACCACUCUGUCCUGACAACCCGGCGGCCAUCUACAUGGACCCCGUCUCCUGUCACACCUUCGUUCGUCCCGCCCACAUACACCCCCUCACCACCACCAGCCGUCAGCCCGAUGCCAGCUACGGCGACGACGACGACGACGACAACGACGACGACCGGCGCGUUCUUGACCUCGCCGUGGAACGAGUGGGCGCACCUGCAGCAGUCUGGAGCGGGCAGCGACGGCAACGUUGCCGCGGCGGAGGAUGAGGGCCAGGACGCCGUGGCCACCCUGUACACGUACCUCCGGCUUUACGUCGCCGCGGGGAGAUAUACAAUCCCGCAGCUGGGUGGACUGGCUCUGGACCGCUUCUCCCGGAUCGUCAGAGGUCACUGGAUGACAGUCGCCUACUGGGCAUCGGAUCAUCGGACAAGAGACUUGCUGGCGGAGCUCUUCGACACGACGGUGGAGUGGCCGGGGGACAAGCUGAGAAAGCUGGUUUAUGAGCUCGUGGCAGGGUGUUAUAGGGAUUGUAGAGGGAACUUGAGGGAUGUCAUGCUCAGGUUUCCCGAGUUCGCCGUCGCAGUCUUGGAUCGGCUGGCUGGGUUUGAGGAUGGGGACGAUGACCGACAUGGGAUAGAGGAUAUGAGGCGGCUCACGUUUCUGCCUCCUUGACUAUCCAGCUUCUAUUUGAUCAGGCAUAUUACCAAGAUAUUAUUCUCAUUUGCGUGAGUUUCGGUCAAUCUGGCCUUAUCGACAGUUUUGGUGCAUUCGAACCCACGCCUGGUGAUUCAGGGGUACCCAGGCCUCCAAGAUUGUGUGAUGUUGAUCUUGUCAUACAGGUGGGCGGGUGUAGGCCACCGAGUUGGGAAAUCUGCCCCCAAGUCCCAUAGGUGUGCUGGCGACAAAAAGUCUGGAGCGCAAAAUAGACGACUUCAAAACACAUCCGAUCUUGACAGCAGCUGCUUCGUCAAGUAGCUUUUUCGUCAAGAAAAAGCAUAUGGAGCACAGCCAGUAUUGUAGAAACUUAAUGGUGCAAGUUGCAUAGUACCCUAACCCUGCGAUGUUGAGAUGGAGCCUGGGUCUCGGCCUCGGCAUAUAUAUUGAGAUGAUGCGGGGAACCCUGCCGUCACUGGUCGGCAUAUUUGUUCCAUCAAGUUGAGGUCGGUGAAUGACUG
Pyricularia oryzae 70-15 is the source of this 2330-nucleotide messenger RNA. RefSeq lists its product as uncharacterized. The transcript has 2 exons. Gene Ontology annotation, molecular function: protein binding. NCBI's taxonomy places the organism in Eukaryota, Fungi, Ascomycota, Sordariomycetes, Magnaporthales, Pyriculariaceae. The record is from RefSeq and is a predicted model, not a curated record. The coding region runs from base 730 to 1827 and encodes 365 amino acids.